AUGGCAUCAGAUUUUGAAGAUCCUUUGUUUUUCAAUGAAGCAAUUAAUAGUCCAGAGGUAUUGAAAGGGAAAGAAGCCAUGGAAAGUGAAUUAGAUUCAAUGGAAAACAAUCAGGUGUGGGAUUUAGUAGAGCUGCCAGAAGGAGUGAAGCCAAUAGGGUGUAAAUGGGUGUUCAAAACCAAGAAAGACUCAAUGGGCAACAUAGAAAGAUUCAAGGCCAGAUUAGUUGCAAAAGGUUUUACUCAAAAAGAAGGAAUAGAUUAUAGUGAAACUUUUUCCCCAGUUUCAACUAAAGAUGCUUUUCGGAUUAUCAUGGCUCUUACUGCACAAUAUGACCUGUUUUUACAUCAAAUGGAUGUAAAGACAGCCUUUUUAAAUGGGAGACUGGAUGAAGAAAUAUAUAUGGUGCAACCUGAGGGUUUUAUAAAGGAAGGAGAAGAGCAUUUGGUCUGCAAACUCAAGAAGUCCAUUUAUGGACUGAAGCAGGCAUCAAGGCAAUGGUACUUGAGGUUUGAUGAAGUUGUAAGCUCACAAGGCUUCACAGAGAAUCCAGUGGAUGAGUGUAUUUAUCUAAAAUUUAGUGGGAGCAAUUUCAUCUUCUUAGUACUCUAUGUCGAUGAUAUUUUACUGGCCACUAACAAUUUGUCUAUGCUUGCUGCAAAGUUUUUUCUGUCAUCACAUUUCGAGAUGAAAGAUAUGGGGGAGGCGUCUUAUGUGCUAGGAGUAGAGAUACACAGAGACAGAAGUCGUGGUAUGCUUGGUUUAUCACAGAAGGGAUACAUAGAAAGAGUGCUUAAAAGAUUUAACAUGUUAUCUUGUGCAUCUGGAGAAGUUCCUAUUACAAAAGGAGACAAACUAAGUAGAGCUCAAAGUCCUCAAAAUGAGUUGGAGAAAGAAGAGAUGAAGAACAGACCCUAUGCAUCUUUAGUGGGCAGCUUAAUGUAUGCUCAAGUAUGCACAAGACCAGACAUUGCCUUUGCAAUUAGUGUGUUAGGCAGAUUUCAAGCAAAUCCAGGGAAUGCACAUUGGAUAGCGGCCAAGAAAGUCAUGAGAUAUUUGCAAAGGACAAAGAGUUUUAUGCUGGUUUAUCAGAGACAAGAAAGCUUGGAGUUAGUAGGAUAUUGUGAUUCUGAUUUUGCAGGUUGUCCAGAUGAUUUAAAGUCUACAUCAGCAUUUGUUUUCUUGCUAGCAGGAGGAGCUGUUUCAUGGAAAAGUUCGAAGCAAAGCACCGUGGCUGCUUCAACGAUGCAGGCUGAGUUUGUUGCUUGUUAUGAGGCCACCAUCCAAGCAUCUUGGUUGAAGAAUUUUAUAACAGGUUUGCGUGUGGUGGAUUCGAUUGCCAGACCUGUGCAAAUUUUCUGUGAUAAUAGUGCAACAGUAUUUUAUUCCAGAAACAACAAGAGGUCAGCGGGUACAAAACAUCUUGAAAUAAAGUUUCUGUUAGUGAGAGAGAAGAUUAAGCAAGGCCAGACUCGGAUUGAUCACAUAAGCACACAUGAUAUGAUUGCUGACCCUUUGAAUAAAGCAAUUCCCAACAGUAUAUUCAAGAGACAUGUGACUAGCAUGGGGAUUUUGGCUAGUUUCGAUGAUGCAGAAUAG
Messenger RNA from Prunus armeniaca (apricot), 1599 nucleotides. The record is from the annotation of a GenBank genome assembly. NCBI's taxonomy places the organism in Eukaryota, Viridiplantae, Streptophyta, Magnoliopsida, Rosales, Rosaceae.